AUGGCAUUAGUUGUAUUCGGAAUAAGUGGAUUAAUUGGCAAUUAUAUUUUUGGAUAUUUGCAAGAUUAUUACGGUCGAAAGCCGUCAUUUUAUAUUUAUUUAAUUUUCGAGAUUCUAUCAUGUGGGUUAAGUUCACUAGCAUGGAAUUUUACAUCAUGGCUUGUACUUAGAUUCAUGGUAGGCUUAACAGUUCCUGCAAUCUUGGCUAGCCCAUAUGUUCUAGCGAUUGAAUUAGUUGGACCAACACGUCGUGUAUUUUGUACAAUUGUUUCUAACAUCGCUUAUAGUAUUGGACUUACAUCGCUUGCUGGCAUCGUGUACAUGAUCAGGGAUUGGAGGAUGUUGUCAAUUGCUGUAUCGAUGCCAUUACUACUUCUUUUUAUGUGCUAUUUCACACUACCCGAAAGCCCUCGAUGGCUCGUUGCAACACAUAAAUACGAAAAAGCUGCCAAAGUUAUGAAAACUAUUGCACGAUUUAAUGGUAAAACAUUGCCAGCAAAUUAUGAAAGUACUCUAAAAGAGCGAACAAUGGCAUAUGAAAACAUGCAAAAUAUGCAAUCGACAGAGAAGCAAAGUUAUGGCAUUUGUGAUUUAUUUGCGACCGCAAACAUGACAAGAAAAACCACCAUAAUAACUUUCAUCUGGUUCUGCAUCACAUCGGUAUAUGUGGGUCUGAGCUACUAUGCGCCCUCAUUAGGUGGAGAUGAAAUUUUCAACUUCUUCUUGGCCGGCGCUUGUGAACUUCCAACAUACAUAUUCCUAUGGCCGAGUCUUAGCUAUUUUGGUCGACGAUGGAUAUUGUGUCUCUCUAUGCUUGUCGGUGGUACAGCGUGCUUGGCGACAUUUCUCGUUCAACAUGCAAUGAUUGGACCAACAUUGAUUCCAAUUGUCAACUAUAUGGGGAGUGAGAUGAUAGUUUUGCCAUUAAUUGUGAUGGGAGUUUUGUUACUCUUUGGCGGCUUUGCAAGUUUCUUCCUACCGGAAACAAAAAAUAAAUCUCUUCCACAAACAAUAUACGAUAGUGACUCAAUACCACUCGUAAAUCCAUUCAGUAUUAUUUUUAGUCGCAGACGUAGGAGACAGCAUAAGCAACAUCAUCAGAAUUGUAGUCGACGACAGCAACAGCAAUGUCGAGAGACAGAUGGGGACGUGCAGAUAUGUGAUGUAUGCAAAUUGGAAAAAUGAGAAAGGAUAGGAAGAAAGAUGAAAAGGAAGAAGAUAUGGAUGGAUUUAUGUCUGGGUGGGGAUAAGGGAUGAAAUAUAAAAAAUUCAAAUCAUUGCAUUGUAAUAGUUUUAAAAAAUAUGUAUGUGACUAAGAAUUUAAUAUUAGCAUGUGUGUAUGCAUGUAUGUGUGUGUUUGGGGAUAUUUGAAUAGGAUUAGUUUAAACACUCAAUCGAUCUACAAUCUAUCAAUACCGCACAAUGAGUGAUGGGAAAAUUGAAGUAUGCUGUAGACAUUUAUACACUCAACAAUUGUACAAUUGCAUUCAACCAUCGAAUUGACGAUGGCAAAUGAAACAAAAAAUUUUCUAAUUUUCAAUUUUUGGUGUGUUGGUUUUUUUUUUUGUUCAGUUGAGGUGGAAUGUGAGUGAGGUGGGUUGAUAUGUUCUAGCUAGUCAGACUGGCUGGAUUAAUAUUUUUCAGAGAUCGAAGCCGAUUUUUUCGGCUUAACUCAAUUUUUGAUUUUUUUGAUAGAAAAAAGCCAUUUGACACCCAUUUCAAGUAUUUAAAUUGAACUUUACAUGCUUUACUAUGAUUCUGUGUAAUAUUUUGUCAGCAUGUAGCUAUAGUGAGCUCAGAAUUUCAAUUUAGCCGAUUCUAAGCCGAUCGGCUUAAAUUUCGGCUUAACAUUCUUUAACUUGAAAUUCUGAGCUUCCUAUAGCUACAUGCUGACAAAAUAUUACACAGAAUCAUAGUAAAGCAUGUAAAGUUCAAUUUAAAUACUUGAAAUGGGUGUCAAAUGGCUUUUUUCUAUCAAAAAAUUCAAAAAUUGAGUUAAGC
Molecule: messenger RNA, 2001 nt
Organism: Chironomus riparius
Lineage: Eukaryota; Metazoa; Arthropoda; Insecta; Diptera; Chironomidae
Source: the annotation of a GenBank genome assembly